CUCAAACUUUUCUGCCUGGAACAUCAGCAGCCAGUGUGUGUCGUCUGCAGAGAUUCAGAAACACACUCCAACCACAGAAUCAGACCCAUCGAUGAAGCUGCACGACAACACAGGAAGGAACUUCAGGAAACUCUGGAGCCCAGAGACGCAGAUUAAGGAUCAGUUUAAGAAGCUUCACCAGUUUCUAGAAGAGGAAGAGGAGGCCAGGAUGGCUGCACUGUGGGAGGAAGAGGAACAGAAGAGUCAGAGGAUGAAGGAGAAGAUGGAGGCUCUGAGCAGAGAGAUAGCAGCUAUUUCAGACACAGUCAGAGUCACAGAGGAGCAGCUGAGAGCUGAAGACGUCUCAUUCCUGAUCAACUACAAGGCUGCAGUGGAAAGAGUCCAGCAGCGCCCCCUGCUGGAUGAUCCACAGCUGCUCUCAGGAGCUCUGAUAGACGAGGCCAAACACCUGGGCAACCUGAGCUUCAACAUCUGGAACAAGAUGAAGGACAUGGUCUCCUACACUCCUGUGAUUCUGGAUACAAACACUGCUAAACCCAACCUCAUCCUGUCUGAAGAUCUGACCAGUGUGAGACUAGGAAAGAGACAGCAGCUUCCUGAUAAUCCAGAGAGGUUUGAUAAAUACCACUGUGUCCUGGGCUCUGAGGGCUUUAACUCAGGGACUCACAGCUGGGAUCUCAAGGUUGGAGACAGUACAGACUGGGUACUGGGUAUGUUAGCAGAGUCUGUCCAGAGAAAGGGAGACAAACUGUCUGGAUUAUGGGGAAUAGGAUUCUAUCAAGGCAAAUACUCAGCACGGUCACUACCAGAUCCAGCCACUGAUCUCGUAGUGCAGAAGAAGGUCCAGAGGAUCAGAUUGACUCUGGACUGGAACAGAGGAAAGCUGUCGUUCUCUGAUGCUGAUACUAACACACACAUACACACCUUCACACACACUUUCACUGAGAAGAUGUUUCCAUUCAUUAGCACUUGGGAUAUUGUCUCACUGAAGAUAUCACCAGUGAAGGUUUGUGUGACAGUGGAGCAGAGCAGUUAGAGAUAAAGAGGAUGAUUAUAUUCAUGUUUAUUUAUUAAAGGGAAAAGUCACUGAAUUUAACCUCUUAA
Molecule: messenger RNA, 1104 nt
Organism: Perca flavescens (yellow perch)
Lineage: Eukaryota; Metazoa; Chordata; Actinopteri; Perciformes; Percidae
Product: nuclear factor 7, brain-like
Exons: 2
Coding region: 92-1036 (314 amino acids)
Molecular function (GO): protein binding
Source: RefSeq, a predicted model, not a curated record